AUGGCUGAGCGAACCCAAAGAGAAUUCCAGAUCAAGAAGACAAAGCGAGAGAGCAGAAGUAAGUCCCUCGCUGGCAGUAAGAAGAUUGGUAAUAAUAGCUCUACGAGAAAUAUUAUUAUCGGCCCCAAAGGAGCAGAGGGAAUGAAAUCAGAAAGAGCAGAUUCUAAAGCUCAACCACACAUUGAUAGAGCCCCUACUGAUGAUAUUAAUAUUGUCAGCCAAGGGAUUUCUGAUAAGGUAAAAGUCUGUGUCAGAGUCAGGCCUCCACUUCGAAAAGAGUUUGCAUGUGAAGAAGUUGUUUCAAUAGAUGAUAGUCAAGAACAUGCAUCAAAAAUAACUAUAAUGCAAGAAAUGGACAAAAUUGAAAGCCAUUAUGACCAGGCAUUCUCGAAAGAGACUAGUCAAGAGGAAAUAUUCGAAUUUACUAGACCAGCAAUCUCAGGUGUUAUCGAUGGUUUUAAUGCCACCGUCUUUGCGUAUGGUCAAACUGGAUCUGGUAAGACAUAUACGAUGUUUGGUCCGCAUUGGGAGACUUCUGUUAAAAAUAGUGCUAUCAGCCUGAACCAAUACCUCAAGCGUAACGGUGCUAUUAAGCAGAGAUAUGAUCUUUUUGAUAACCAAGACAAGUAUGGCAUAAUUCCUAGGGCGAUACAGCUCAUUUUCGAUCGGAUUUCUGAGGAGCAAGACCGUUCUGGUGAUAUGGAGAAGUAUACUGUUUACUGCUCCUUCCUGCAAAUAUACAAUGAAAACUUAUACGAUCUGCUUCAAGACGGGAAAUUAAAAUAAUUCGUUAAAUAUUCGAGAAGACAAAAUCACAGGUAUUUAUGUAGAGGGUCUAGCAGAAUUUGUGGUUAAUAACUCCAGAGAUUGCUUCGCCUUGAUGAAACGAGGAGAGAAGAACAGGAUUACAAAGUCUACCAAAGCCAACAUCCAUAGUUCACGUUCCCAUUCCAUCUUCCAGCUUUGUGUUGAAACUGAUAAGGUUGAUAAGAGAGGGAUGCUGAAGCGAGCUAAGCUGAACUUGUGAGACCUUGCUGGGUCUGAGAAGAUUAUUAAUAAGGAAGAAUCAAUGACAAAGGCACAUUUCAAUGAACUCAGAACUAUUAACCUAUCGCUUACAACUUUAGGCAAGGUAAUCGCUGCUCUUUCUAGCAAAGGGAAAAAUACAGGCACGAAGAAGGUCAGUUUCUAUAACAGGAAGAUCAAGAAUAGGAAAUAUGGUCCAAGUAUACCAUACAGGGAAUCGAAGCUCACUCGGUUGCUUCAGGAUUCUCUUGGAGGUAAUACCCGGACGUGCCUGAUCUGUGCUGUAUCUCCUAUGGAAGAUAAUGUAAAUGAAACCAUUAGCACUCUGAAAUUUGCAGAUAGGGCCAAACAAGUAAUGGUUAAAGUUAAGGCAAAUGAGCUUGAUGCUGCAGAUAAUGCCCUUGUUCAAAAACUGCACAAAGAAGUUGUCCAUCUCCGUCAAGUGCUUAAUCUUCGGAAGAAAGGAAAGUUUGAAGAGAUCCAGCUUCAGCUGCUGAAGCUUCAGAAGGAAAACAACAAACUGAAGACCAUAGCUGAGAACCAUGAAGAAGUCGAGAAAUUGAAAAUGGAGAACAAAUAUAUGAGAAUUGAACUACAGAAAAUCAAGAAUGAAGAAGGAUCUCAGAUCAUUCAAGAUGACGGAGACAUUUCCUUUACUGAACUUAACUCAAACGUGCAUAAGACACAGCCCCAUGAACUGUCUUCUAUGAGAAGUAAGAAUUUGAAGGAGAUAGAGAGAAGAUUCGACCCUGGAUCUCCCACAAAGUGACCAUUAUGUAACGAUCUUCCUCCAUGUACUCAUUAUAAUGAAGGGUCUGACUACGAGCCCUCUCCAAUGGAAAGAACUGGGAAUCUCAAAUCUCAAAGGCUCAGGAAGUUAGCUGCGAAUAACAAUGGCUCAGUGGUUCCAAACCUGGCAAGAUCGAAGGAAAGUUUAAUGGAUGAGAGUGAGAACCCUUACAAUGUCAUGAACACUGACUGCAAGUUUAACACAGGAAUUAUAGAGACUAGGUCAGCUACUGGCAAGAAAGUUAAACUGAGAGAAGGAACCUCAAACAAAGGAGAGUCACGAAGAACACUUGGUGGAAGGAAAUCCCCAUUCAAUAAUAGGGAAUACCAAGAUUACGGAGACUCUAGUGAUGCUCACAGAAAUGUAUCCCCUUCAGCUCUGAUAAAGCAGGACAAUAAGUUUAAAUCUCAGAAUACUUUUGAGAAGAACGAGAAGAUUUUCUUACCUACACAGAACAGUCCUAAGGAGCAUGGAGUUUCAGCAGAGGAUGAAAUCAAGAAUCUCAUGAGCAGUUCCCAAUUUUCUGCAGGAAGUAGAAGCACUCCGAAGAGAGCUUAUAAGACAGACGGCUCAAGUGCUGUACCAAUCCGUGAGUCUAAAUACAGUAUAUUCCCUGGCAAAAUCGGGAAACCACAGGAUAGAGAUAGGGUUGCUUCUCGAGAAUUGAUCCAAGCUGCUGAUAGUAUAAUGUCAAAGGACUUGAGCAUAAGCCAGGAGAGGACAUCAGGACAGUCUCCGCCGUCCCGUGUCUCUGCUUAUGCACCCAAGUCCUCUGAGAUGUAUCCCUCAGUGUCAACUGACCACAACUCUAGCUCGACUAUUAUCAGGAUUAGGGAUAAGAGCAACUAUAUAGUGACUAAAAAGGGAAAUAUAAACCAGUCAUCAAGAGACAGCUAUAUCGGAAGCAGCUCUACAGAGAAGAGAAAGGAUAUCUUGAAGGCACAAGAGAGAUUGAGGAAAAUUGAGAUGAUAGAGCAGAAGAGAAUUGGAAAAGUGAAGGAAGAGAUUAUUAAGCUUGAGCAGGAUAGGAAGAGAAAGGAAGCAGUGAGAAAGCAAAAGAGAAAAGAGUUACUUGAAAGAAAACAUAAGCUGUUAAUGGACAGAAAGAGAUUAGAAAUGAGAAAGAUAAAAAGACUUCAAGAGAAAGAUCAAUCACAAUCUAAAAUGCCAGACAUCUCUCUUUCAAGUAACAGAAAUAUUAGUUUGCUCUAAUUUUUCCAAAAGGACCUCAAAUUCGUUGCAA
This is a messenger RNA of Moneuplotes crassus, 3059 nucleotides long. The record is from the annotation of a GenBank genome assembly. Lineage: Eukaryota; Ciliophora; Spirotrichea; Euplotida; Euplotidae.